Molecule: messenger RNA, 5973 nt
Organism: Pectinophora gossypiella (pink bollworm)
Lineage: Eukaryota; Metazoa; Arthropoda; Insecta; Lepidoptera; Gelechiidae
Gene: axo
Product: axotactin
Exons: 30
Coding region: 323-5920 (1865 amino acids)
Molecular function (GO): calcium ion binding
Source: RefSeq, a predicted model, not a curated record
UCCUCGGUGGUUUAGUGGGACGCAGCCAACGUCCUGGCUGUAAAAAAAAUACGAGAUUCUAUUUUAAAAGUAAAAUUCACUCUUUUGUUUUAAAAAGUACAUCGUGUGGUGUAGCGGGAAAACGGGUAAAUUCAAAUAUGGAACGCUUGGCGUAAUCGACUAUCAUUACUUAUUUUGUUGUCUUAAAAUUUUAAUUUGUGAUAUUUAAAUAGGUUCGCGGAUAUUCACGAUUUACGAAAAUAAGUGGUACUUCUUAUAAAAGUACAGCAAUACUUACAUGAAUUUAAGUUUUUUUUUAGAUAAAUGCCACUAAUUCUGCAAAAUGGCAACAUUGCGGCAAAGAAGAGGAGUAAACAUAAUAAUAACCCUCUUAUUCUAUGGUAUAGCUGAUGUCUGGACUAGCUUGCCUGUAGAUCUAGCUCCUGAUGAAAAAGUGUUGCCACCAACUACGUUAUCCCUUACUUCGACAUCGUUCACUUCAUCAAGAGCGACGACAGUCAACGUAUCAUUAUCGACAUAUGCUACAGUGAUACCACCGAUACCACCAAGUGAUAGAGAUAGAUUUCUGACUUUCGCCGAAUCGGGUCACCACAGGACUUUCAUGUUUGCUAAGGAUAACACGUUUAUACAACUUGAUGGAGAUGUUAUACAGAGGUUCCAGUUGAGGUUGUGCAGAGAAAUAUCAUUUAAAUUCCGGACACGACUCCCCCAUGGAUUGUUAGUGUACCAUAAUGUAAAGAACCCAGUGUUUAGGAUGCCACCUUAUGCUCUGUAUGUCAUCGUUGAAAAGGGUGAACUGAAAGUGGUGCACGUAUUUGGCAAGCAUCUUACGUCAGUAACGGUUGGUCGAGCUUUAAACAGAGAUGAGUGGCACAGUGUGGUUGUCACUAUUGAUGUUCACGGUGCUAGACUCAUAGCUAAAGUCGACCAGCUUAAAGAAGAAGUUUAUCUGAAGGGCUUAAGCUUUGAUACGAACUACGGAAUCACAGACAAUCUAACAUCGGUUAUUUUAAUAGGAGGUCUUAGCUCAGAAGAGAAGUUACAUGGAGUAAAAUACAUCAUCGAAUCAUUUGUCGGUUGCAUUAGUGACAUGGUUCUCAGUUCAGGCAAAGCUGCAUCGGACCUUCUACCUAUCGUUCCUCUGAUAGCCACCAAACAUGAAAACGUCAAAGAAGGUUGCAUCAAUAAAUGCAGAACUGUUGAAAACCUCUGCUUCAAAGGUUCUAGAUGCAUCAAUGAGUAUAAUGGGUACAGAUGCGAUUGUUUCGGGACCUUGUAUGAAGAGCAGCUUUGUGAUGUAUAUACGGCGACGGUACUCACGUUGCGAGGCUCAAGCUACGUGUCUUAUCGAGUGUACGACUGGAAAGAUAGAGUCCAUUCCACCAACACCCGCGUCAGUCUACAUUUCAAGACUCGCUUCGACGAUUCAGCCUUAUUCUACGCCAGUGGUCAGAUAGACGAUAAACAUCAUUACAUUGCUCUAUCAAUACAUCAAGAAAAAGUUGCCAUUCAAAUAGACUUAGGAGAUGGGGCUGUAGAAGAUUAUCUAGGUAUACACGUCAAUAAUAACCAAUGGCACAACCUCACAGUCACACUAUACGAGAAAAACGUAUCCGUAUAUUUAGACGAUAUAAGAGCCCAGUACGAAAUGCCAGGGGAUGCUAAAUACGUCUGCAUUGACCCAGAAAUUUACAUCUGUGGAGGCCCUGAUUUAUACAAAAUGAAAGGCUUAAAAUCCUUCAAUAACUUCGCUGGGAAUUUAAAAUAUGUUUACUACAAUGACGUAUCCAUUCUUUACGAACUGAAGCAACAUAACCCUAAAGUACAUUACAUAGGUGUGCUAAUUGAACCAGAGUUUGAGGAAAUUGAUAUAGAAGUUAUUCCGAUAACAUAUCCUUUUGCAACGUCUCAUAUUUGGUGGCCGUUGAAACAGAGUCAGAGUAUUAAUAUAGGAUUUCAGUUCAAGACAAGCAAGAAUAUGGCAGUUUUAGCUUACAGCGAAAUUACUUCUGGAUAUUGGGAGGUUCGAAUGGUGAAAGAAGAAAUACGAUUCGAAUUGGUACCUGAUGUGGGCAAUAAUCUGGUAAAGUCAGUAAAAUUUAAUGUCAGCAAAGAUUGGCAUACUGUUGUAUUGGAUUACAGGAAAGGAAGAAUUAAAUUAACUGUGGACAGUCCACAAAACAAACCUGCCGAAAUGUUUGGAUUAGACUUUCAACUACACGAUAAAGUUGUCAUUGGCAGUGGUCUAAAAUCGGCUAAUUUAGGGUUGAUUGGGUGUAUGAGAAAUAUCAAAAUUAACGGAUUGCUUAUUGAACCAAGAUAUGUCAUAAACACAGAAAGGGUAGUCGGCGAAGUAGCUAUCGACGACUGCAGAUACGUUGACCCCUGCACAAGACCGAACACAUGUGAGCAUGGAGGUAUUUGCUCUGUUAGAGAAGACAGGGUCAUUUGUAACUGUGAAAAUACAGGUUAUAUUGGGCAAAAUUGUCACUUCGCGAAAUACAGAAAGACAUGUGAAGAAUUAGCACUUUUAGGCUAUAGCAGAAACGAUGUGUAUCUAAUAGACAUUGAUGGCAAUGGUAAAUUCCCCCCAGCGCACGUGAAAUGUGAGUUCAGAGAAAUUGAAGCCGAUUCCUCUAUCACAGUGGUGGAACAUAAUCUGCCAAGCCAAGUGGAUGUUCGUUCAUCAUCAGGCCAAGACUUCAGCUUCAGAAUCAAAUACAGAGAAUUCACAGCCGAAAUGCUUCAGGAAUUAAUAUCGCAUUCUCUUUAUUGUCGCCAGUACAUCAAGUAUGAUUGCAAUAUGGCACCUUUGGAACUGCAUAGUGCCACUUGGUUUAUAUCUUCUUCAAACGAUGCUGUGGAUUUUUUGGGAAAUGUUUCUAGAGGUUACUGCCCCUGUGGUGUUAACGCCACAUGCGUGAACCCAACACAAUCCUGCAAUUGCGACGCUAAUGAAAACAAAUGGCAUUCUGAUGAGGGCACCCUGGUAGACCCAAAAAGCCUAGGCAUAAUGGAGAUGUUCUUCUUACAACAGAAGGACUUGACUGAAGAAGCUCAAGGAAGAAUCACUUUGGGACCACUGGAGUGUGUUGAGACAAAUACUCAACGUUACGUCGUGACUUUUACAACUUCUCAGUCGUAUAUAGAAGUGCCUGGUUGGAGAAAGGGAGAUAUUGCUUUCAGUUUCAGAACAACAGGAACUAGUGCUAUUCUAUUGUUCCAACCUCCUAUAAGACCAAACUACCCUUCGUUUAUGGUUGCUUUGACAAGUGAACACGAAUUAACAUUCAAUUUCACUCUCAACACUGGUACUACUAGAAAACUAGUAAUAAAUUCCAAGCGUAAACUGAAUGGCGGAGAGUGGCAUAAAAUCUGGAUUGACUAUAACUUUUAUCAUGUGAGAUUUAUGUUGAACACCGAGUAUCAAAUGUUAAAUCUUUUAUUGGAAGAAGAAUUUGGACCUUUCGAAGGCUCCAUGUUUAUUGGUGGUGCUACAGCAGAACACCUUAAAAAAUCUGCUGUAAACCAAGGCCUCAUAGGAUGCUUCAGAGGGUUAGUUGUAAAUGGAGAAAUCCUUGAUAUCUACAGUUACAUGUCCGUUCAUCUGUCUGAAAUCAUAAAGGAUUGCAAGCCUUCGUGUGUACCUAACCCCUGUCAGAACAAAGCUAUAUGUAAAGAGUUGUGGUCUAGCUACGAAUGCAUUUGUAAAAACCCUUGGGCUCAUUUAGGAACGCAUUGCGAAGAAAAUAUAAACAAGAAAGCGCUGACAUUCCAAACACCAGAAUCAUACUUAAAAAAGAAUUACCUCGUAGACAACUCAACGGAUGCUGAAAAAAACAGACUAAAGAAAAUGAUGACCGAAAACGUGUUAAUGAAUCUAAGAACUUAUGAUGACAACUCAUUAGUUUUGUAUGCCAAUGACAAUUUGAAUAACUUCAUACAUUUGUUUAUACAUAAUGGAACUCAGAUUAUUUACCUAUUCAACCAUGAAAAUGAAAUAAUUCAAAUGAACGUUACUCAUGAGAAAAUUAACAAAGGUGAAAGUGUGCAAAUUGCUAUAAUUAGAACUGAAAACACUACCACUUUACACGUUAAUAAGAGAAAUAGCACUAUAAAUAAAAUUGCGAAGCUCUUGACCAACUACACGAACAAACCUUGGACAAAUCCAGAAUUAGAGGUGAUCCGCCCACAAAGACCUCCAGCCCCACCAACCGAUUACUUCCAAAUGAACCUCGGAGGAUACGACUCGUAUUCUCUACACCUUGCCUCUAGAGCAACAUUGCUGCCUCAAGGUGGAUACGUUGGGUGUAUUAGAGGCUUCAAGAUUGCUGAUCAUGUUGUGGAUCUGUCCAGAAAAGCUCAGCAGGAAGAUGAUAUAGAUUUAACAGGAGUAUUGCCAGAAUGUAACAUGAAAUGUGACUCUGAACCUUGCAAAAAUGGUGGAAUUUGCACGGAAAACUUCAAGAAGCAGGAAAGCUCAUGCGAUUGUGAACUGACGAGCUACUUUGGCGAAUACUGUAUGGAGGAGAAAGGGGCAGACUUUAACGGAGAAAGCAUUUUACAGAGAAGAUUUGUCCUAUCUGGGCCCAUUUGGAAGGUUAAAAUCAAACUCGCGUUCUCCAGCAAUGAUUUAAGACAAAAAAACACCGUACUUUUAUUGGUCCAAACGGAGAAUAAGAGAAGUUAUUACCUUCUGGUAGCCAUUACACAAGAUGGUUAUUUGAAAUUUGAAGAAGAUCGCGAAGAAGCAGCGUAUGGAGCUGAAGUAAAAAAUAGAAACUUUUUAAAUGGUGCUCGACACACUGUCUAUUACACAAGACGUGGAGAUGAAGCCAAAUUGCUAAUAGACAGGAUUGAGGUACCUUUAGAAAAGUUGCCUCCUCAAGACCUCUGGGAAGCUCUCGAUGUGGGGUCCAAUGAAGUUCAAAUUGGAGGCUUGAAUACAACUGAUCCAAGACUAAAAAUCUACAAAGGAUAUAACGGAUGCCUUUCAAAUAUAUUCGUGGAAAUAAACAACCAGAGCAGUAUGAAGCCUUUAGAAGAAUACAUGCUAUAUACUCGGUCUGAUACUGAGAAAGUGAACGUGGUGAAUGCUCAGGGAGUGAGGAGUGCCCAGUGCUCGGCAGACUUCGACGAAGCAUGGCCUGAACAUGAUCAGAGCACUCAUAAUGGAAGCUUCCUCAUUAGCGUUGAUAAGACUUGGGUAGAAGACCCACCAAUAAGAAUUCCAUACGAUUCGCUGUACCAGCAACCUGAUGAUGAAGAGGAGAACACUGAUAAAAUAUUCAUAGCACUUAUAGUCAUAUUUGUACUGGGAUUAUGCUACACUGGAUAUCAUAUGUGGCGAACGAAUAAAGCGCACAAAAUGCGUCUAGAAAAGGAAGAAGACGAAAAGAUUAUGAGAGACAAAGAAAAAGCUACGAAACUUCAAGAACCUAGAAUUUCUUUCGGUCAACUCAAUAAAGAUGAUGACGACACGAACAAAGAUGGAGAAAAGAAACCUAACGGUGUAAUGAUUGACAUGAUUCCCACUGUUAUAAUAGAAGUUCCCAACGAUGAUAAACCUGCAAGUAGGAGAGGGUCAUUGAGAUUUAAAGAUAUCGCGGAUAACGGUUGGGAACCAUUAGAAGAAAAAGAUGAACCAUCAGAUAAUGAAGAGGAAGAAUCCCAAGAACAAAGCGACAGUAAGGAAACUGACUCAGAGAGUGACGAAUCUCAUGAAAGUGAGGAAUGUGAUGAAUCCGAAAAGGAAAAAGAGAUAGAUGAAAGCGCAGAAACUACAAAGGAGAAUAGUUUGAAAAAACAUCGGUCAACAAGGGAGCUUAACAAAGGACCGCCGACAUCGACAUUAACAACACAACUUCCAUAUAAAAUUGAUGAAGAUGGUUCGAAUGAGAUGUUAACAUCUAGCGCAUAGUUUUAUUAUUGUUUUAAAAUUUAUUACAAUAAACAUUUUAUAUUGAAAUACAA